AUGGCUUUGCCUCGUGGAUAUUUUUUUUUUCCUGUGUUCUCAUUUUCCUGUAUUUUUUGCUAUAAUGGGAAGCAAUUUUUAUGAUUUAUUUAGUUUCAAUUGGCAUGGGUAUUGAUAUGUAAUGGUUUGAAUGUUUUUUGUUGGUAGUAUAUUGGCGGAAUUUCGUUUUGAUUUUUUCUUUUUCGACUUUAAGAAUAGGUUGUGAAAACCGUUGUGGAGAUGAAUAUGGGUUUAGUUUAUUGGAUUUUUCUUCGAUGCUUGCUGUUGAAGAUGACUGGUUUUCUUUCAAAUUUGCUUUCAUGUGUUUUAUUGUCGUGGGGCUAUUUGUGGGGCAAGAUAGCUUUUGCCUUGUGGUUAUCUAGAUUUUUCAUUUUCCUGGGUUCCUCUUAUUUUGCAAUUUUCAAUUGUAAGGUCGGAUUUCAGAGUCCUUUGUGGAAAGGUUUAAUGUUUGUUACGAACCAAAAAAGGCCGCUCUUUUUUUCACCCACUGGGGAACUUGAUGUGAUAAUUGAUUUUGCGGAAAUAGAGAUGGGUUCUGCUUGUCUGUUCUGUUUUUUAUUUCCUUUCUUGCUUUUGAUUUUGGUGUAGAUUUUUGUUGGUGGUCUUGUUUGUUAUGCAUGCUUACUGCAUAACAUUAUUCUACUCUAAAAGUGCUCCUCCUUGGCAAAGUGACUCCUUUUUAUUGGUAUACCACUUUUGACAUAUAUUAUAUGUUGGUUGAAGCCUAUACUGUAGUAGUGUUGAAUAUGUGUCAGAUGUUCGAAGUGGUUGCUUAAUGCCGUGGCUUUCAGUUAGUGAUACUGAACUUUGUCUGUCAUGUGUUGCAUGACCUGAACAUGUUAUCUUGCUGUAUUGUGGCCAUGUUGUUUCUACUUUUUGUAUGAGCACAUUGAAGAGAUCGAUAGAAUCUUUUGAAGAAGCAAGGCUGAUGUUUAUGUUCCUCAGACUGGGAAAUAUAUCAUUUCAAGUAGCAUUGGAAAAGAUUCUGUAUCCUCUCAACAACUACGAUCUUUUGACAAGCGGGGAUGUCUUAUUUACUUUGCCGCUCUCAAAUAUUGGAAUUUGAUGUGCAAGGUUGUCUGUCUAGCACUCUUUAGUUAAAGUUUUAUGCAUUUGGAGGUGGUGUUAAAUGUCAGAAGGUGAAAUGGCAAUAAUCAAACCCGAGGUCAUGAAAUCUUAUAUUUGGCUCCAAACUGCUGAUGGCUCAAUACAACAAGUGGAAGAAGAGGUUGCCAUGUUUUGUCCCAUGAUAUGUCAAGAAAUAGUUCAGACUGGCAUGGGAUCUUCAAAGAAUUAUGCUAUUUCACUACCACAAAGGGUUAAUCCAUCCAUUUUGAGUUUAAUACUUGACUAUUGUCGGUUCCAUCAAUUACCAGGUCGCUCAAAUAAGGAGCGGAAGUCUUUCGAUGAGAUGUUCAUUCGGAUAGACACAAAAAGAUUAUGUGAGUUGACGUCUGCUGCUGACAGCCUCCAGUUGAAGCCUUUGGUUGAUCUUACCAGUCGUGCACUUGCACGCAUGAUUGAAGGGAAAACUCCUGAGGAGAUACGUGAGACAUUUCAUUUGCCUGAUGAUCUUACUGAGGAAGAAAAGCUGGAGCCUUUGAGAAACACAGCUGAUGAUCUACGAAUCCGACUAUUGAAUAGGCUUUAUGCCAGAAAGAGAAAGGAACUUAAAGAGAAAGAGAAAAUGAAACAGAAUGUUGAAGUAGAAGAGGAGCAUGUGGAUGAACGCUCCGUUGAUGAUCUCUUGUCAUUUAUCAAUGGAGGUGAUGGAGGUUCCAAGGGGGUUAGAGCUCCUAGACAUAAAAAGAAAAACCGAAGAAGAAAAGACCAUUUAAAUCCUUCAUCAAACAAUCUAAAUCAAAACCACAAGGAGAUGGAUGGCCUCACUUCUGCAUGCCGUAAAGAAGAUGAGUCUGGAAAUGUUUUUAUGGUCAGUCGCAGUAAACCAGCUAAAUUACCAGUUUCAGAUGAUGGCUUUUCACCUAAGGUUGAGUUUGAUGAUUGUGAUAUUGACGAUGAACUCGACCCUGCGAUGAAGGAAGAAAUUGAUAGGGAAGUGGAGGAUUUCGCCAGGAGAUUGAAUUCAGACUGGCCAGAGAGGAUGCAAGAGAUUCUAUCUUUGGGUCAAGAAAGAAGGCUUGGACUAAUAUCUAUGAAUGGCAAUGGUUCCCUGCAAAGAUAUGCAACAUGUGCUUGCUGGUUUAUUUUAGCAGGCCUGGAUAGGAGAUGAACCUACAGCAUUUGAGAACAGCCAGCAGGUAAACAGUUUUCAUGAGACGUUUACAAAGGUGGCACAUGAUGGCGCAAUGCGAUUGCCAUUAAAAUGCAGACAAAAGCAAGGUGUAAUUGUUCAUCUGAUGGGGACUGAAAUCAGGGAGAACCAAGAGGUGAGGAAGAGGUAUGGAUCUGCUAUGUGCGAGAGGAGAAGAGGAAGUAGUGGUGAAAGAACCAGAUCUUCAAGGGCUAGCUGGGUUAUGCUUUUAAGGUGUAGUAGAAUUGAAGAUAAAGUACAGCCCUAGUCUGUGGUUGCCCUUAACUGAGAGUGACCAUGAAUCAGGGGAAGUGCAUCAUCAUAUGAUUCUAUAGUUUUAUAGGGUACAAACCUGGAGAUGUGUUGUUCUAAGCACAAUUGUUGAGUAAUGGGGAUUGUUGAGGUUGAAUUUGAGAGAUGUAUUGCCUUAUCAUCGAAACAACCAGUGAUGCAUUACCCCAAGUGUAAACUGUAAGGUUUUCUAUCUGUUUCUUCCACCACAAAUAUGGAUCUGUAUUUCAUCUUGGAAUCCCCAACGGAAAUGCUCUUGGAAUUUUCAUACAUGUAGUUCGUAUUAGUAUUUUCACUAAUCUUGGUUAGUUGUAAGAGUGUUGGUGGGUACGGUUCUGUUUGAACAGUUUGGUUGGAUUUUGUUUAUGUUGUAAUUGACACAAAACCCAAGUCAAAUCGAUUAUUAGAUGGUUCCAAGUGUCUAAA
This is a messenger RNA of Macadamia integrifolia, 2971 nucleotides long. RefSeq names its product SKP1-like protein 21. Lineage: Eukaryota; Viridiplantae; Streptophyta; Magnoliopsida; Proteales; Proteaceae. Gene Ontology annotation, biological process: SCF-dependent proteasomal ubiquitin-dependent protein catabolic process. Gene Ontology annotation, cellular component: nucleus; cytoplasm. Bases 1130 to 2233 code for a protein of 367 amino acids. Gene Ontology annotation, molecular function: cullin family protein binding. The transcript is spliced from 11 exons. The record is from RefSeq and is a predicted model, not a curated record.